Parnassius mnemosyne (clouded apollo) is the source of this 261-nucleotide messenger RNA. Lineage: Eukaryota; Metazoa; Arthropoda; Insecta; Lepidoptera; Papilionidae. The record is from the annotation of a GenBank genome assembly.
AUGCAUUUCAGUGAAGAAAAGGACUGGAAGAAAAAAGUCGGUUUCCCAAUUAACUAUGAUUCCGGCCAGAGUUCCGAUGAUGAUUUUGAGUCCCGCGGCGUAGUGGUGCGGCACCCGCGGCGCUCUGCGGACUCCCUGCUGGCGGACGCCGGCGACGGUGCGGAGGCCGACCUGCUCGGCUCCACGCCGCCGCGCGCCCGCAUCCGCGACAAGGAGAAGAGGAGGUGCGUCGCCAGUCACCACCACCUUCUUAAGACAUAA